AUGUCAUCGGUGAUGAAUGAUGGUACAAAGACGCGUACGAAGGAUGAAAUAUUGCCAAUAUCUCAAAUGAUUAGACAGCGAGAAGAACAAAAUGUUUCAUCCAAAUUAAAUAAUGAACAAUCGACUAGCAUACAAGCAUCUUUACCGUGCAUUACUACAGAAAAUAUUUCUACUAAUUUUCUUGAUCAAAAUGGGGUACAUGAUAAACUAAAUGAAAGUUCGCUUGAAGCAAAAGUAUCGUGCUCAUUUCAAAAUAAUACUACUGAGAAUUGUUUCGAUGAUGAUCUGAAAAAACAACAGAAAAUUCCUUCAUUUAUAAUACUCCAAAAUCAACAACAGCAACAACCAUUGAAAGAUAAUUCUCAAGAAGCCGAACCAUUUUUUGUCAAUAUUGAUCAACAAGAACCAAUUCUUAAGAAGAAAAAUCAUCUAUCAUAUCGUUCAUUUAUUGGAACAAUGUCCAACAUAGAAGAUAUCUAUUCACGUGACAAUUUUCUUUGUGGCAAUAGAUUAUGCCAGCGUAUCUUUAUUUUUAUGGAUUCAGUUUUUCGAGGUGUUAGUCAAGUUAUGUUUGCUAGUAAUCCUUUAUCUGGUAUUAUCAUUAUGAUUGGACUGUUCAUUGGCAAUUGGGAACUGGCAUUGUAUGGUCUUCUCGCCACUGCUGUAUCAACAUUAACAGCUCAUGUUUUAGAAUUCGAUUAUAAUGCGAUUCGAGCUGGAUUGUAUGGUUUUAAUGGAUGUCUAGUAGGCAUGGGUAUAGCCUUUUUUAGUUUUCCGAAUUCUCCUCAUAUGAUUAUUCCCAUCGUGAUUAUGAGCAUAUUUUCAACAAUAUUCAACAUGGCCGUUGGAAAAAUACUCGUUCAACGUCUUCAAAUACCACCAUUUACGUUUAGUUUUCAAAUUUGUACUUGGAUAUGGCUUUUGGGUUCUUUGAAAUAUCGUUAUUUUUUCGUUAAUGGAACAAUACUAUCUCCUAAUAUAUUGAGCACAAUCGCUAACAAACCACUCUUCCUGAAUGUAUCAUUUUCGGGAUAUUCUUUUCAUGAUAACGUAGUUGGCUUUUUUAAUAGUGUAUCACAAGUUUAUUUUAUUGAAAAUCCAUAUACAGGCAUUAUUAUUCUUGUCGGUCUUUGCGUUUGUUCUCGUAUUCUUUCGGUUUUUGCUCUUUUCGGUGCUGUCACGGGACAAUUGACUGCUGCCUAUUUUCUGGGACUACCUGCAACAGCAAUUCGUGCUGGACUAUGGGGCUUUAAUUCAGCUUUGGCAUGCCAAGCAUUAGGUGGUAUGUUUUUUGUUCUUUACGGAUAUCGAAUAUGGUUAGCUACUAUCUAUGGAUCGAUAAUGACAGUACUUAUACAAGCAACUGUGUCAGCUUUUCUUGCGCCGAUUGGCAUGCCAACUUUAACUUUUCCGUUCACCUUCGUCUGUUGGAUAUUUUGUCUUAUUGCUGGUUCCCGAGGUUUAAUCGGUGUCAAAUUAUCAGCCGUUAGUAUUCCUGAAGAUCAUCGUUAUCGAUAUCGUCUUUCAAGAUUCGUAAAACGUCAAUUUAAAUUUUUGAAUUACUUCACGAAUUUUUUGCCAUCACCUGACGAAGAUAUUACCUUAGAAGAAUUUACAAAAGUUGAAACGGAACUGAUUCCAAGUUUAAUAUGUUCAUAUGCUUAUAGAAAUGAUAUCAAUCAAUUGAAGAUGUUAGUACUCGAAAACGUCAAUAUUGAUUCAGUUGAUCAUAAUUUGCGAAGUGCUCUGCACAUAUCAGCUUCUGAAGGUAAUAUGAAAUUGUGCAAAUGGCUUAUUGAAGAUUGUGAAGCAAACGUAAAUCUAACCGAUAAUUUUGGUGGUACACCAUUAUUUGACGCUUUUUGGCAUAGACAUUUAAAUUUACUUGAAUAUCUCUAUACACAUGGUGCACGAAUGCCAACAUGUAAAACAAAAGAAUUAGCAUUUUAUCUUAAUGCAUUUGUUUAUGAGGGUGAUUUAAAAACUAUACGUCAUUUAGUUAAAUGUGGAUUCGACCCAAAUAUUGGUGAUUAUAAAGAUCAAAAUGCUUUACAUAUAGCAGUGAUUACCAAUCAGUUCAAUAUUGUCCGUUAUCUAAUUGAAGAAGUCUCUGCUCGUUUAGACAUUGUCGAUUAUUCGCAACGAACAGCGAUAGAAUAUGCAUCAUAUCUGCCCACUACAGUUAUUACUGACUAUUUGUUAGACAAGAAAGACGUUUCUAUUCCAAUGAAAAUGAAAGCAGAAAAUAUCAUGGAUAUCGAAACAGUCGUAAUAAAAAAUCCAGAUAGAAAGACAGACGAAAAACAAGAUGAUAACAGAACACUUUCGAUAAACUUGCAAGAGAGUUUAUUACCCGCUCUUUUCUCUAUCAAUAAAGUUCAUGACAAUAUCAAAAUAAUAUCUGAUUUUCUUGAAAAAUAUCCAGAUCUUAAUAUAUUCGAAUGGGUAGACUACGAUUUUCGUUGUAUAGCCCAUAUUGCUGCUGCCAAAGGUCAACUUGAAUAUAUUCGAUUUCUUUUUGAACAUUUUGGCAGUUCUUAUUUUGGGUCGAUUAUGAGCCGUGCAGAUCGAUGGAAUCUAUCACCCAUUGAUGAAGCCUAUCGUCAUGGCCAUGUCGGUAUUUGUAAUUUUAUAAAAGAACAUAUACUUUCGCAGAAUGAUACAAUGUAUAGAGAAACGACGCAUUUGCCAGCAACGAACAUCAAAAAUGAUACUACCAGUUGUUUGCUACGAAAAUGGAAAAAAAUAUUUCAUUUUGCUACAUUAGCCGCUUCGGGUGCAGCUGAACGAAUCGAUGGCCUUUUUCGACGUGGUUACUAUGAUCGAAACGAAAUCUACGCUGAUUAUGAUGGUCGUACACCGAUGCAUUCGGCUGCUGUCAAUGGACACAUGAAUGUCGUGCAAGUACUUCUCCAAUAUGGCUAUGAUGGUAUGACAUAUAAAGAUCGUUGGGGCAAUCGUCCUAUCGAUGAAGCACGGCGGAACAAAUUCUUUGACAUUGCUGAUGAACUAGAACGACCUCGCGUUUCAUGA
Rotaria sp. Silwood2 is the source of this 3033-nucleotide messenger RNA. The record is from the annotation of a GenBank genome assembly. Lineage: Eukaryota; Metazoa; Rotifera; Eurotatoria; Philodinida; Philodinidae.